UUCUAAUUGCAAGCAACAAAACAAAACUACAGGUAAAAUUGGAAAGUUAAUGGAAAAAAGCAAAGGGCCUCGAAAAGAGCUGUAAAAGAUGUCCAUGUGGAAUGCAGUCUCUGCUGGCUUUCAAAUAGUCCAAGAAAAGCUAGAUAAAGCAUUGGGAGAAGAAGGGGAGGAGCAGAAAAGCACAGACACCACCCACCCUGAUGAUGAUAAUGUGACCACUGACCAAUCGUCAGAGGCUCCAAAAGGUGUCGAUCUAGCAGCAGCACUAAAAGAGGCGGAGCAACAGAACCAGUUACUAAAUUUAGAAUAUUCGCGCCUCCUGAGAGAGAAAGAGGAAGAGUUGUCAAAGUUACGGGAACAAAGUCAGUUGCCGAGUGAUGUGACAAAAUUACAAACACAGCUAAUUGAAAAGGACAAAGAAUUAAAAGAGUUAAGUAUUAAAGCAGAGUCGAAGUUUAAUAAACUUAAAACUCAAGCGAAAACAAAGAUAUCAUCGCUAACUGAUGAGCUAGAAAAAGCGAAAGGAGAGCUAUCAAUGCAACAAAGUUUUAAUGUCUCCAUGAGUUCUGAAGUUGCUGUAGACGAGACGAUGAAAGAGAGAGUCUCAGAACUGACCGAAGAAUGCAGACUGGUGAGGGAAAGAAUGGAAGAGAAGGAAAAGGACUGGAAAGAGAAAUUGGAAAAGGAGAGGGAGAGGAAUGCUCAGACAAUAAAGGAAAAUAAAGAAUGUUAUGAUUUGGAGAAGGAGCAACUGAAUGAAGAGAUAAGAAGACUGAGAGAAGAGCUGUCAAAAAGCAAAGAAGAAAUAAGCACUGUCAAAUCCAGGAGGGAGCAGAUACAGGCAAUGCUCAAUAAGGAGAAAGAAGAAAAAGGACGACUAGCACAACAAGUUUCUGAGUUGUUGAAUAAGUUGGAGGAAAGCGAGAAGAGGAUGACAAGAGAUUUUAGUUUUGCCUCGUCGGAAUUUCAGAUUGUUAGCAGUACAGUGUCUCAAGCUGACUCUGAGGAAGAAUGGAAAGUGGUUAGAGCUAGUGGUAGCAGCAGUGAGGGAAAAGAGACUAGCCCGCCUCCUGAAAUAUUGUCAAUUGAUGAUAAUAAUGCAACACAAGGGAGGAACAAACCUACAUCUCUGAGAAGCACUCCAGAACUUCUAAAAGAGAACAAGGCAAAGAUGGAAGAGGAACUGGGAGAGAAAGAGAAAGAGAUUAACUCGUUAAAAGAGCAGCUGGGGAAGGCAAGAGAAGACCAAGCAAAGAUAACAAAGGACUAUGAAGAGAAGAUGAAGACUCAAAUGAUAGAGCAAGAGGCUUCAGUGAUUGAAGAGAGUAAGAAAUUAAGGGCACAAGUGGCGUCGCUACAUGAAGUGAUAGCAGAAAUGGAAGAGGAACUGGGAGAGAAAGAGAAAGAAAUUAACUCGUUAAAAGAGCAGCCAGGGAAGGCAAGAGAGGACCAAGCCAACAGUUUAAAGAUAGUGAAAGACUACGAAGAGAAGAUGAAGGCUCUACAUGAAGUGAUAGCAGAAAUGGAAGAUGGACUGGGAGAGAAAGAGAAAGAGAUUAACUCGUUAAAAGAGAUAAUGAAAGAUUACGAAGAGAAGAUGAAGGCUCUACAUGAAGUGAUAGCAGAAAUGGAAGAGGAACUGGGAGAGAAAGAGAAAGAGAUUAACUCGUUAAAAGAGCAGCUGGAGAAGGCAAGAGAGGACCAAGCCAACAGUUUGAAGAUAAUGAAAGACUACGAAGAGAAGAUGAAGGCUCUACAUGAAGUGAUAGCAGAAAUGGAAGAUGGACUGGGAGAGAAAGAGAAAGAGAUUAACUCGUUAAAAGAGACGAAAGACUACGAAGAGAAGAUGAAGGCUCUACAUGAAGUGAUAGCAGAAAUGGAAGAGGAUAUAACAGACAGGGAUAACAAGAUCAAAGAAUUGAAACCAGUGACACCGGAAUCAGCUCAGACGAAGAGGGAGGAAGAGGCAAAGGAGAAAGAAGAAACUCUUUCGACCUUGAUAUCAGACAAAACGAGACAAAUUCAAGAAAAGUACGAUCAACUACUCAAAGAAAAGGAAGAAUUAUUAGGAACCUUGAACAGUGAAGUGACUAAUAUGAAGGAAAUGCUGGAAGAGAAGGAGAGAGAGAUAGACCAGCUUAAAGAAGACAGAGAGAAAAGCAAAGACAGUCUAACAAAAUUGAAACAAGAGCUUCGAUUAGCAGAAGAGAGCAAGGAGGUUUUACUAGAGAAAGAGGGGGAAUAUAGAAAGUUACUUGAGGAAAGUGAAACUUUGAGAUUAAAAGUUCAAAAUUUGCAAGAGGAAUUGGUAUCAGCAAAAGAAGCUUGGGAGAGAGCAAAAGCUGAUUAUGAAGUAAAACUAGAGGAAGAAUCGAGAGCUCACAUAGCGUUACUAAACGACAAAGAGGAAGAGAUAAAGCAACUCCAAAAUCUCAAAUCCACCGAAAUAGCGUCACUGCGACGCUUGGUAGAGGAGAAAGAGCUGGAAGCUGCUAAGAGCAUGAAGAAGGUUGAAGAAGAAAAGGAAGCUUUGCUAGUGGAACUGAACCAAACGAAACAUGAUGUACAGCAACUUGAGGGCCAGAGGGAAAUGGAGAGGACAGAGAAGGAGGAACUAAAAGGAGAAGUGAACCGACUGGCCGAAUCAAGCUUGACGUUUUCAGCUGACUCGGCGAGAUGUCGCGAGAACGUACUCCAACUUGAGGGAGAGUUGAAAACGAUAAAAACAGAAAAAGAUAAACUUCAAAAGAGACUCGAGAAGAGUACAAAGAACGAGAGAGAAGCAAAGAGAGAGUUGGAGGAGAGAGGGAGAGAGCUGGAGGCAGUGAAGGAGAGGAACGAGUCACUGGGCACAGAGCUAGAGAGAUAUAAAAACGAAACGGGAAGAAUUAACAAUCAGUUCUCAUCAGCAGUAGAACUGCUUAAACAAGAUAAUCUCAAACUAAAGGGUGAAUUGGAAGGAGUGAAGACUGAGAAACUAAGGCUAGAGCACACUGUUGACUCACUGAGGGAGCAGAUAAAAGAAGAGGGAGAGAGGAGUCUUAGGCUUGCUGAUGAAAACAGACAAAUUAAAAAAGAAAUGGAGACAAUUUCGACAAAGUGUACUAACCUAGAAGAUGAGAGAAGCAGCCAUUAUCAGAGGAUAUCAGAGCUGACCCUAUCACUAAGCACACAUCAAACAUCAAUAGAGUCACUCACCAAAGAGAAAGAAUCCCUCUCACUUGAACUCAAUUCAACACUUCAGAACACUCAGUCGCUUGAAACGAGGGUCAUGGAACUAACCAAUCAGAUUGUAGCAUUGGUGAGAGAUAAAGAGAGUUCGGAGGAGGCAGUGAGACAGUUGCAGCGCUCGUACGCCGGACUGGAGAGAGAAAAGGAGGAAACUGAGAUUAGAAUCGAGUCCUUAAAGACUCAGUCUCUAUUGCAAAAAGGUUGGAGCAAAGAGAGAGAAUCUCUUUUGGCUAGGCUCUCAGAGUGUCAGUCUCAGCUAUCAGCGAAUGAGAGUGAAAAGGGAGCGUUGAAAACUAGCAAAGAAGAACUUGAGGCAAACGUUGAGUCACUAUUGAAUGAAAAAGAGGAAUUGAAGGCUUCACUUGCGAAUUCUGAAGUUGAGAGAAGCAAAUAUCAAAUUGAAGCCAGAAGGAUAGUAGAUCUAGAAGGAAGGUUGUCUACUUUGUUAACGGAGCAAUCCCGAUUGCAAGUUGAGCUGGAGUCAGAGAGGAACAAUAAAGACAAGACUUUACAAGAAUUGCAACAGCUUCGAUCAAAAUCAAUGGAUUAUGUAAUCAACAUGGAGGAACAAACCCCACCCACUACUAACGAAAGUAGUAAUGGUAAUGCUUCAGAAUGGCUGAGGCGGUUUAUCAAAAAUCCAAACAUCGUAUUACUUAGGCUGGUCAGGGCUACUCCACAGACAAAGCUGCUAUUUUUAGGAUAUCUAAUUUUAUUGCAUUUGAUUCUGUUUUAUCUCAUGUUUUUUGCAUAAUAAUAACAUUUAUUUCUUCUUCUAAUAAUAAAAA
Amphimedon queenslandica is the source of this 4019-nucleotide messenger RNA. RefSeq names its product trichohyalin-like. The transcript is spliced from 17 exons. The record is from RefSeq and is a predicted model, not a curated record. Bases 89 to 3985 code for a protein of 1298 amino acids. NCBI's taxonomy places the organism in Eukaryota, Metazoa, Porifera, Demospongiae, Haplosclerida, Niphatidae.